AUGCAUUGUCUCCCAGCCUGUCCUCAGUCUGGUGGCGCUACCCUCUCACCUGCCAUUGUCUUAUACCCUCAUCCGGCGUACGUAGCAGGUCAUAAACUCAGCAUCGUCUUAAUGCAUUCCAAAAUGCAUCGAGGAGCAUUUAUUGUGACCCGAUUGUUGAGACCAGGUGAAAGAAUGAUUCAAAACUCGGGUGCAGCAGAAACCUCGAAAUAG
Pochonia chlamydosporia 170 is the source of this 213-nucleotide messenger RNA. RefSeq lists its product as hypothetical. Bases 1 to 213 code for a protein of 70 amino acids. The record is from RefSeq and is a predicted model, not a curated record. The transcript has a single exon. Lineage: Eukaryota; Fungi; Ascomycota; Sordariomycetes; Hypocreales; Clavicipitaceae.